AGAUAUGUUCUAGGUUACUCUCUGCGGCCUUCGACACAUCACCCUUGGAGAAUAUUGUUCAGCUCACUUCUGCUGUUGUCAUUAUCUUCGAACACUCUUUCUACAUUUACGACAAGCGGCGCUAUCUUCAGGACAAGGAGUCUGAUCCCAUAUUUCAUGUCGCUCUCGAGCAGUACAUGGCAUCUCCGUAUGCAGCUGCUGUCAGGAAAGCUGUGAGUCCUGCCGUCCAGGCAUAUGAAGAACGUGUGAGGACUGCUGUCUA
Suillus fuscotomentosus is the source of this 262-nucleotide messenger RNA. RefSeq lists its product as uncharacterized. The annotation marks the transcript as partial. The transcript is spliced from 5 exons. Lineage: Eukaryota; Fungi; Basidiomycota; Agaricomycetes; Boletales; Suillaceae. The record is from RefSeq and is a predicted model, not a curated record.